Molecule: messenger RNA, 3177 nt
Organism: Drosophila hydei
Lineage: Eukaryota; Metazoa; Arthropoda; Insecta; Diptera; Drosophilidae
Gene: p130CAS
Product: breast cancer anti-estrogen resistance protein 1
Exons: 4
Coding region: 546-2939 (797 amino acids)
Biological process (GO): cell migration; cell surface receptor protein tyrosine kinase signaling pathway
Cellular component (GO): cytoplasm; plasma membrane
Molecular function (GO): protein binding
Source: RefSeq, a predicted model, not a curated record
UAUUGAGUGGAACGUGUUGAGCGUUUGACGCAGAGCUGAAUUUCGUCGUUGCUAUCGGUGUGAAGUUGUAUUUUCUUGCGGGCGAUUAGAAACGCUAGCAAGUCGCGACAAUAAGAAAGCAGCGAUAAAAAUCGCUUAAAAUCGGCAAAAAUAAUUCGUUGUUUUUAUUGUUGUUGCUGUUGCGUUUGCGGUUGUAGUUGGGGCAUCUUUUGUUUAAAAAGCUUCGCGAAUUGAUUAUUAUUAGCGAUUCGUUCGGCGCAUUUCGUGUGGCCCCCGUGCAAAACUUGAAUUUUAAAGCUGAUUCCGCAAAAAAGAAGAAAAACUCAAAGUCAAAACAAAAACGCAAGCCCCCGUCCCAAAAAAGUUAAAAACAUAUGCUGAUCCGAGCAUUGUGCUGAGAUACAGAUACAAGUGAAGUGCACAAGAGUUGAGAUACUUGAACUAUAUUGUCCUGGAUUAAAUAUAUAUUAGAGUAUCUCUACUGAUUGAAACAUGAAAUCAACCUGCAAUUGAAUCCUUCGCAGCAGUUUACGAUCGCAUACAAAAUGCUGGACAAACAAAGCACCAUCUCGAUGUCUGGCUCCUGCUGCAGCUCGAAUGCAACCAAUGCGGACCUGGACUACGAUGUGCCCGUCUCACGGCGCAUUCACAUUAAAUCGAAACUUUAUGCCAAGGCCAUUUAUGAUAAUGUUGCGGAUAUGUACGACGAGCUGUCCUUCAAGAAAGGCGACAUCCUUACAGUCAUCGAGCAGGACACCGAAGGCAUCGAGGGCUGGUGGCUAUGCUCGCUGCGCAACAGACAGGGUCUGUGCCCCGGCAACCGUUUGCGCAUCUUGAACUCUUACGACUCGGGCUGCUUUUCGCCCUCGCCGGCCAGUUCGCCGAUUCCAUCGCUGGCGGCCAGCACAGCGACCUUAAACAGUUCCAUCUGCUCGGCGGAGAUCUAUGAGAAUGGCUCGAUGCUGAAUGCCAGUGCAGCAGCCGCGGACACGCAAUCCACAGGCUCCAACACCAACUCAACCUCAUCGAGUGGCCAGGGCCGAGGAGGACGCAGAUCAUGGCACGUCUCCCCAAAUAAGGUCAUAACGCCACAGCGGCACGGGGAUGAGUACAUCUACAACUAUUCGCCUGGUACAGUGUGUUUGGGAGCGUCGCGUUCACCGAAUCCGAAUCCGAGUCCACAGCAGAUAUACAGCAAUCAGAGCAUCUACCAGAAUCUGGGCACGAUGAUGGGCAACGGCUCGAUUGGCAAUGGAAGUGAAUUCGAGACCUAUGAUAUACCCAAGCCAGCGACGCCUGUGCAAUUCAAUUACGAUGGCGGUCGGGGAGUGGGCGUGCGCACGCCUACGACGGGCUCAGCUCUGGGCGCACGCUUCGAUUCGUUGAAGAGUGUCGAGGAGGAGUCCUACGAUGUGCCACGCCCUCUGCUCCCAUUACAGCUACAGCAGCAGCAACAGCAGCUGCAAAAUACAUUAACGCCCAGCAGUUCGGCUUCCUCUUUGCUUACCAGCGACAGCUUGUCAUUGAGCUUCUCCAGCUCGAAUCGCAGCUCGCUGGCAAAUAUGCCCGACUACGAUAUACCGCGUCGUCAUCCUCUGCCCGUGCGGCCACAUCAACGCCCGCUCGCUUCCGCCAACCAAGCCAACUCUUUGCCGCCGCUGCAGGAGCAGGCGAGCAAUGCCAACAAUGCCAGCAAUGCCAGCAAUGCCAGCAAUGGCAGCCAUGUGAGCACAGUGAAAGAGUUGCCUCUGGAGCUGAACUCAGCGCUGGAAACGCUGGCCAAACUGCAAUCGCAGACAACGAUGGCCAUCUCACGUCUGCUCGGCUUUGUGGUGCCGCAUUGGCGCACGCCCGCCCAGCUGGAGAAGCACGCUAUGGAACUGAAGCUGGCUGCACUGCGUCUGCGCACAGCUCUGCACGAUUUGGCCGAGUUUUGUGAGGGCGCAUUGGGUAAUGCCCAGAGUUCUGAGGAUCGCAAUUUGGCUUUGAAGCUGAGACCCUUGGUGCGUGCGCUACGCGAUGCCAACAAGUUGAUACAGGACUCCUCGGACGCGCUGGACGAACAGGGUGGCUGGUCAGUGGAGCAGCUGGCGUGUAGCGAUGAUAAGCAUGGCUGCCGGCCGCCAGAUAGUCUGGAUCAGUUGAUUGCCUGCGCCCAGACGCUCACCGAGGAUGUGCGCUCCACCACCAGCUUCAUCCAGGGCAAUGCCUCGCUGCUGUUCAAGCGACAGUUGCCCGCGGAUCAGCAGCUCCACAGUCAGAAUGGUGGGGAGAGCAGCAUUGCCGGCGGCCGUGGCAGUGCCGCUUGGCUCGAGGAUUAUGACUAUGUGGCCUUCGAGUCCAAGGAUGCGGCGGCCAAGAAGAAUCAAGCACUGAGAGAUGUCAUACCCGCUGGCAUGAAAACUCAGUUCGAUUGCGCUCUAAAGAUAGCCGAGUCUACGGCCAUGGGCAACACGCCAACGGUGCCGACCACGCCCACAGCUAGUGUGCCCCAGCCCAAUAGGUCACCCGAGCUGACGGACAAGGAUAAGAAGGUGGUGCGCUAUUAUGCUCAACAAAUUUCCACGCACAUGGGCAACCUUCUACGUGCCAUCGACUCCUUUUUGGAGACCGUCGAGAAGAAUCAACCGCCGAAGUAUUUCAUCGCCUAUGGCAAAUUUGUGGUGGUCAGCGCCCACAAUCUGGUGACCAUUGGAGACAAUGUGCACCGUAACAUCUCCAAGGAGGCGUUGAGAGAGAAAAUUCUCCACUGCACCAAUGCUUUGUCGGACGCAUUGAAGACCUGCGUGCUGAAGUCGAAGAAGGCCGCGGCGCAUUUCCCGAGUGGCAGUGCGGUUCAGGAAAUGGUCGAUUCGGUGGUGCACAUCAAUAAUUUGGCACGUGAACUGAAAACCGUCAUGCUGCAGGCCGUCAAACUGUCGGCGAGCGAUGGAUCCUAAAGAGGCGAGCCAGGCGACUAGGCGACUAGGCUUACAAAGUCUUCCAGGCUGCCAGCUGGCAAAUGUUCCUUACGGCUUAUCUGAAUUGGCAUAUCCCAGCACGCAUCGAUACUCGAUAUAUGAUUUGCAUUGUGAUAUUUUCAGAAAAUGCACAGAGCUACCCAUAGAUCGUUGCCACGAUCUCCCCAUACAUACAAAUAUAUAUAUUAUAGAUGUAUAUAUAUAUAUACAUCUGCAU